UCUCUUUUGCACAGAAUUAAGAAGAUAUAGGAGGAGAGGAGAGGAUCGUUCAUCCCUCAAAAAGUCUUGAAAGGAUUCUAUAGUGAGAAUCAGUUGAUGAGAGGUUAGCUUGCGUGAAUGGAUAAUUCCAGGGAAGCUCGAAAAUCAUCAUCGACCUCCAUGGCUGCUUCAAAUGGAGUAACAAAACGGAGACAAAGAUUCUCAGAGAGUAGUCGUGGGCAGGAGGUGAGGGAUCGAGCGGAGAAGAAAGAGAGAGAUCCGGAGUCGGUGAAUCGGAGUAAGAGGAGGCGGAGUGAAAGGUCCGUACGGAGAAACGAGAGAGAUAGCUCGGAUGAGAGUAUGGGAGAUGACGACGACGUUAAGCAUAGGUAUCAAAGGAAGAGCUUGCCGUUCGCCGAUGGAAUGAUCGGCGUACCUGUCCCAAGAAAGGCUCGUUCAGCAUGUAUAAAGAGGUCACAUGACUGCCGGACAUCGUCUGGAAGCGGUGGUGGCGGAUUUGGAGAAGAUCGCCGAGGACCUCCGACUUCUCCGGGAUUCGAAGUUGCCUCACCCUCUUCUUCAACUGUUUCCGUCAAGCAGAAGAAGAAGAAGAAGAAGGUAAACGGAGCCAAAUCCGGGAUACCGAAGCCACCGAAAUCCUCGGGUACGAUGGAGAUGGAGAUGGAGGACGACUUGGAGAUUGAAAUAGCUGAGCUUCUAUCCGGACUGAAGCAACAACACCCUCACCGCUCUAAGAUACAAGACGAAUCGGAGAAUCCCCUUUUUAUAUCAUCGGAGGUUAAAGAUUUGAAAACCGAAGGUGCUGAUGAUUCUUCCGGAGGUUGUAAAGCUGAGCACUCAGCCAACAUUGAUAAGGAGAAAGAAGUAAGGCCCAGCGUAUUGGAUAAGCAGAGCCAAGAUUCUGCCGCAUCAAAAGGAGUAUUAUUGGAGGGUCCACAACUGGAAAACUAUAGAGACAGCAAGAGUAGUAGUAAUUGUUGUGCUAGUAAGCUCGAGAUUGAUCUCAUGGUUACUCCAACUGUUCCUUCCUCACCAGAAAGACUUUCUCUUCUUCCUUUGGCCUCUCAUUCUACUGCUUCUAAAGUUUGUUGCAAGCAAGACGGUUCUGUCAAGAGCAAAGAGAAGAUUGUUGUCGAGAAACGCGAAUGCUUGAAUCUUGGUCUGGAGAGACUGAGCCAAGAGAUCAGCAGAGAUUCUUCUAGCCUUAGAUUACAUAAUUUAGAUCGGAACCAACCUCAGCCGGCUAAAUCUGCUCAGCAGAGUUCAGUCUUACCUUUGACUGUAGCUGUAGGAGGCUUGCCUAGUGGCCUUCCUCAUCAGGGCAUUGGCAGAUAUGUACCACUGAUGCAGAAGGGUAAACCUGUGGAUGGUGAAUCUUAUACAUGUGUGCAGCCUAGGCCUAAAAGGUGCGCCACACACUUUUUCAUUUCCCGGAACAUUCAGCUACAUCAGCAAUUUGUCAAAUCAAACCAUCUUCCUCAGCCAAACAAAGAUUCUGUAUAUCUGAAAGGUGGUGACUUGAGGCCAACCGCUGGAAACCCAUCCUUGGGAGAAAGCCUUCCUAUUCUCAGUUUAAACUCACAGGCACAAGAUAGAUUUGUGGUUAAAGCCUCUGAAAGUGGUCAUUUUGCUUCAACCAGACAGAAAAAACCUCAACCACCCUCUGCAUCUAGUAGUGUAGUGCCUGCUCAAGCUUUCAUCUUCCCAACAAACCACCAUUUGCAACCGGUCAUUUUACCUUCGAAGUCAUCUCGUCCAACAAAUAAUAAUCCUUGUGUGGCUGUCGGCACAGCAUCUGUUAAUAUUAACCAUCCAAGUUCAUCAGCCUGCGAAGCUUCUUCUCCAUACUUUACAGUUCUUUCCAACAAUGCAUACUCCUUUCAACUGACAUCAACCAUCAGAGGUGGGACUCCAAGCCAACAGUUGCCUUUCUUCAAUGGGUCCUUUUAUUCGCCGCAGAUGUUCCAACCUUCCCAGCUUCUGCAGAAUCAGACCCAAGGCCAAAGAGAGACAAAGGCAGCAAGCUGUUCCUCAUCAUCGCAUAGGCAACUGCAACCGCAAGUUAGUGUGAAUAGCGUUUCAGGCCAAGCUAAUGUUCAGAAACACAGUCAACAAUCUCAAAGGUCUGAGGCCAAAGCUGCUGGAGAUAACUCAGAUUCAAGGGGUAGCCACACUCAUAAAGGAGGGCCAUAUGGCCAAAUCAUGACUGCUCCUAUGCAGCCACAAAACUUUUCCAUGUCAUUUGCCUCUUUCGCCGGUGGUUCUGCCCCUGCAAAUCUGAAUUUCUCUACCAAUGGCUACCAGUUCGUAUCUGCAGCUCCAGUUGUUCACCACAAAAAACAUCAGGCAGGACAUCAGGCAGGUGACUCAAAGACGGGAGGUGGAAGCUGUUCAAGUCAUGCCGAAGACCAGAAAAAGACUCUUACUGGGAGGACUCCAGCUAUGAAUGGACAGACGCUGGUUUUUGACAAUCCAUCGAGAACCCUCAACUUUGUUUCUGGUACUUGGCCUCCUCCUCCAGCCACAAGGAUGAGUGGAGAUCCUUCAGUGUUUACCCAUCAUCUUACGCAGAGGCAGCAGCUUUCUGGUCGGAGUAAAACGAUGACUCAUUCUCAGGCUGACUCUGUUACCGCCAAGUCAUCUCAGUGGAAAAACCUUGCAACCUCAUCUCUCACGUCGUGCAAUUCCUUAGACCUCAAGCAGUUCCAGUCUCAGCAGCAGAUAAGAACACACGGACAGACUCAGAUUUCUUUUGAAGCACCAUCAAAGUGGCAACAGAAAAGAUCUGGUGGUGGCUCUUCUUCUGCAGUCACAGGGUCUGCUCCACAUGAAAAAGCAGCAAAACCUAAGGUCAACAACAGCAAAGCCUUGCCGUUAUCACCUGUUACUUCUUCAGCUGCACACGCACAGGACCCGACAGAGAAUUCAGCUUCUGGCUCGACCCAAAAAAGCUCUCCAGUUUGUGGGAGGAACGUGCCAGCAAUCAUAACUUCUUGCCCUGGUCACCUUUCUGAGCUAAAGUACUAGUUUCAUCGAAGCUGGACGUAUGAAGUGGCCAUUUUUGCAGUGUAUAGCUUCUGAAUUAAGCUAAUAUAUAACACCAAGGGGUCGGUAUCUUCUUAUAAGGUUUAUCUAGAUUGUUUAAUGUAUUUUAUGGGGUAGUCGAUUUUCUUUCUUUAUGAUCGGUGUAGUGUACAUUCCAUAGACUUAAACAAAACCUUCAAGCAA
Brassica oleracea var. oleracea is the source of this 3228-nucleotide messenger RNA. RefSeq names its product protein TIME FOR COFFEE. Gene Ontology annotation, cellular component: nucleus. Gene Ontology annotation, biological process: regulation of circadian rhythm. Lineage: Eukaryota; Viridiplantae; Streptophyta; Magnoliopsida; Brassicales; Brassicaceae. Bases 118 to 3027 code for a protein of 969 amino acids. The transcript has 11 exons. The record is from RefSeq and is a predicted model, not a curated record.